CAACAGUUCCUCUUCCUCACAGUAGGACUCUCCGUUCCCGCCUUCUCCUGGAACUGGUGGUACGUGGUGAUCGCCGUGGCCACUGCCGUGGCCGCCGCCAUCUUCAUCGUCAUCUUCUUGGCACGUAUGAGGAAAAAGGAAACACGCUAUGGGGAAGCCUUUGAGCCCAACAUGGAGCAGGGAGAGCUGGUGGUUCACUAUCGCGCCCGCAAAUCGUACAGCCGCCGGACUACGGAAACUACUUUGAACAGCCUGGGCAUCAGUGAAGAAUUGAAGGAAAAGCUUCAGGAUGUAAUGAUUGACCGCCAUAGAGUAGCCCUGGGAAAGACCCUUGGCGAAGGUAAGUCCUUGGGACCAGUGUCAACUAGCCAGAUGAAUACCGAUGGAUGCUGCGUUAAUUUCUCUCUUCUCUUGGCAGUUGCCAUAUGCACCCGCAGUGAGAUGGAGGACUUCCUCAGUGAGGCCGUUUGCAUGAAGGACUUUGACCAUCCCAACGUCAUGAAACUGAUCGGCGUCUGCCUGCAGAACACAGAAAGCGAAGGCUACCCGUCCCCUGUGGUCAUCCUGCCAUUCAUGAAACAUGGAGAUCUACACAGCUUCCUGCUGUACUCGCGGCUUGGGGAGAGCCCUGUGUACCUGCCCAUGCAGAUGUUGGUCAAAUUCAUGGUGGACAUUGCAAGUGGCAUGGAAUACCUCAGCAGCAAGAACUUCAUUCAUCGGGACCUCGCUGCCCGCAACUGCAUGCUGAACGAAAGCAUGACGGCCUGUGUGGCCGACUUUGGCCUCUCCAAGAAGAUCUACAACGGUGACUAUUACCGCCAAGGUCGUAUCUCCAAGAUGCCGGUGAAGUGGAUCGCCAUCGAGAGCCUGGCCGAUCGCGUUUACACCACCAAGAGCGACGUGUGGUCCUUUGGAGUCACCAUGUGGGAAAUUGCCACUCGAGGCCAGACGCCUUAUCCCGGGGUGGAAAACAGUGAAAUUUACGACUACCUACAUCAAGGCAACCGCCUCAAGCAGCCGAUUGACUGCCUGGAUAGCCUGUAUGAGCUGAUGACGAGCUGCUGGGCGCUGAACCCCCGCGACCGCCCCACUUUCGAAAUCCUGUCUGAGGAGCUGGAGAAGACCCUCAAGUCACUCCCACCGCCCAAAGACCCCGAGGAGAUCCUCUAUGUCAACAUGGACGAUGGCGUGGCCCCCGCCGAGGUGGAGCUGGGCGCCGUGGGAGGCCUGGGGCCCGAGGAAUCCCUGGCCAAGGAGAGCCAGCUGCUGAAGGCCAUGGUGACGUCCGCCGAGGUGCACCCGCCACAGGCCAUGGGCCGCUACGUGAUGUGCCCCACUCCCCACGAGAACAGCCGGCUCUUGAACGAGGCCCUCAGCUGCGCCGCCACUGAGGAAGGGGCCUAAAAAGGGAAGAUCUGCAGACCCCUCCAUUGGGUGUUUAUGUACCCAAUUGGAAGGCACCCUGUUUGGUGACACCCCCCCACCUCUCUGCCCCCAAGAGGGGGCUUCCAAAGACAAACCUUUGAGGCCCAUGGACAUCCUUCACCCGAGGGAUCUCACUCCCACCUGACUCCGCUGACCUGCGCCCACAAAUUGAGGUCCUCCUUACCUGUUCCAGUUCACCUGGGCCAGAGUGGGUUUCCAGCAGGCCACCCCUUGCGUGGGUCUCAUCGUCGCCCCCUCCUCUUCUUUCUCCCUCUCUAGGCCCAGCAUUCCUUCUUGCUCCCCUUCAAGGCAAACCCACGGACUCGGAGCGGAUGCCAAGACGGGGUACGCGACAGAGUCCUUUUCGAGAGCCGGUGGGGAGGGGUUAACGUGGCAGGAUAGAGGUUGCCUCCCCCUCCCCUCCCGUCCUCUCUCCCACUUCUGAAGGGAAGAGACCCACCGGAUCUCCCUUUGGCUGCCUUUCUCCCCUUCCCAAUUGUCACAACCACCAUCUUCUACUCCUUUGUGCUAUUUAUUACGCAAGCAGCCCGGUGCAGAAAUUGCUCUGAGCUGUGGUUUGCUCCAUCAGAAUGAAAAAAAACCAAACAAACCACAAUGUUAAAUUUUCCCAGAAGUCAUUUUAAGUUUAUACACCUUCCAAUAAUGGGCUAGAUUCACCUGCUGUUUUGGGCCACUCUUCUCUUAACGCUGUUGGUCUUACCGGAUGGCUAAUUGGCUCUGAUGUCACUCUAAGCCAUGUUUUUUUUCAACCAUGGUGACUCAAAGGUGGGUGGACUUCAACUCCCAGAGUUCCCCAGCCGGCAGAAGGUAGCAUGGCCAGCUAGGGAAUUCUGGGAGUUGAAGACCAACCAUAUCCAAGUCGCCAAGGUGGAGGAAUAUUGCCCUCAACCGUAAAUCAUGGUUUACAAAAGCAUAAAUACGGUUUACCAAAAGGCUGGGUUUGUACAGCGUGUUUAAGUCAAAAUAAGAUACGUUAGGAUGUAAGCUAAUCCUGUUCAUAUUAGGGUGCAAACCCAGGCAUCCUGUCUGUGAAGGUUUGGGGGGCAAAUUUUACUCUCUAAAUGUCCUCCAUGAGUGAUAUUCCCCCAACCCAGUAAACUAAAAUCUCUAGAAGUUGCAUUCAUACAACCAGCUAAGCUUAGAUUGUUUUAACCUAAAGAGUAGGGAUUUGUGGAUGUCUGCAUUAGUGGGUCCAAACCAUUUAAUUUGU
Notechis scutatus (mainland tiger snake) is the source of this 2656-nucleotide messenger RNA. NCBI's taxonomy places the organism in Eukaryota, Metazoa, Chordata, Lepidosauria, Squamata, Elapidae. The record is from RefSeq and is a predicted model, not a curated record.